GCGGGACAGACCUGGGCUACCGGCCGUGCAAGUCGCGCCCUGCAGAGCGAAAGUAGUUAGUUGGUGGCGGCCGUCGCGCGUGGCUCGAGUUGUGCCGGCCCGCGACCUCACGGCCAUGGCGGGACCCCAGGAGUUUCUGGGUGGGAAGCUCCGGCUCUGCUUCACCCCCGCCGCCCGGACCAGCCUCCUGCUGCUCAGGCUCAACGACGCGGCGCUGCGGGCGCUGCACGAGUGUCAGCGGCAACAGGUGCGGCCGGUGAUCGCUUUCCAAGGCAGCCGAGGGGUAAGAAGGGACCGGGGGUGUGUGCGGGGAGAACAGACCGGGCUCAGGGCGGGAGACGGAGACGGUCACGGUCUGAGGAAGUUCCUGAGAACUGAGCCCGAAGCGGGUGAGGGGGCUGCUGGGGUGGCGGCCCCAGGAGGCUGCGGUUGGAGGCUGUGCCCUCUCGGCCUCCUGGGGCCUCGGGCCCAGCUGCACCUGGCUGCUAACGAGUCCCCCGGGACCCCUCUUCGGGCUCAGGCGGGCUCGGGGAGAAAGGGCACUGGCAGGAGGGGGCAGGGUUGGCUCCUGGGGCUUACGGUCUCCUUUCACUCCCAGUAUCUGAGGCUCCCAGGCCCUGGCUGCUCCUGCCUCUUCUCCUUCACAGUGUCCCAGUGUGGCCAGGACGGCCCUGGUGGUGGCCUGGACCUUGUGUACCAACGCUUAGGCAGACCUGGGCCGAACCGCCUGCACUGCCUGGGGCCACUCAGGGAGCGCCUCAGUAUCUGGGCAGCCAUGGAUUCUCUCCCAGCCCCAUCUUCAGGUCAGGGACACAACCUGACCGACGAUUCCAGAGAUCCUGAGAACUGGCACAUCAGGGAUUAUUCUAGAGAUGCAGUUUCACAGCCACAGAUGGCACUAGAGGAGGUGCCAGAUCCACGGGCAAGCAGCCAAAGAUGGUCACUCCCCGGGUCCUCCAGGGAACACAUGGCACAGUGGGAAGUGAGGAACCAGACCUGUCUUCCAAACAGAGAGCCUGACCAGGCACUGCCUUCUCCUAGCCAGAAACAUCUGAACAAGAAGCGUCCAGCACCUGCAGCCACUAUAAAACUGAAAGAAAAGAGGCUCAGAACUCUAGCCCCAAGUCCACUACAAGGACUGCCCACUCAGGACCUACGAGAGGGAGAAGAUUGGGAGCAAGAAAAUAAACAUGAAGACAUGGGCCCCAGACUGGAACACAGUCCCUCAGUUCAAGCAGAUUCUGAAUCCCCAAGCCCUGAAGAGGUACCAGAUUACGUCCUGCAAUAUGGGGCCAUCCAUACUGCAGAGCAGCAACAUGCGUAUGAGCAGGACUUUGAGAGAGAUUAUGCUGAAUACCGCAUCCUGCAUGCUCGAUUUGGGGCUGCAAGCCAAAGGUUCAUAGAGCUGGGAGCAGAGAUCAAGAGAGUUCAGCGAGGAACUCCAGAACACAAGGUGCUGGAAGAAAAGAUAGUCCAGGAAUAUAAAAAGUUCAGGAAGCGAUACCCAGGUUACAGGGAAGAAAAGUGUCGCUGUGAGUACCUGCAUCAGAAAUUGUCCCACAUUAAAGGUCUCAUCCUGGAGUUUGAGGAAAAGAACAGGGGCAGCUGAACUAACUGGUCAAGGGCUAUCGACCCUCUCUGUCCGGUGUGAUGCAAAGGAACAAAACCGCUGUAAAUGAAGUAGAGUGCAACUGUCCGCUCUUGUUAUUGCUGAAUCCAUGGUGGCAAGUAGGAGAGCUGCUCUAGGUUAAGGUUUGAUUUUCAUUGUUGCCAUGUAUUAAUUUUUAGGGUGUGGGCGCAGUGCCAACACUCUAUAGCUGUGCCCAGGAGACUAAGAAAAGCAGCCAAGGCUUAGCUUCUCCACCUUUAGUUCAGCAAGUCAUUUUCAAAUCUUAAGAAAGAAAUGACACCCUUUCCAGGACAAGAUACCUCAAGGACAUUAGAAUUCAGCCUGGUAGCCUCCCUAACAAAACAGUAACUUUUAGGAAGUUGUGAUACACCUGGAUGUAAUGGGGAAUGGCUUGGGGUCUUAUCAAUGUACCGAAAGUGAAUUCUUUUACAAACAUGGCUAAAAAAUUAAAACUG
Myotis myotis is the source of this 2085-nucleotide messenger RNA. It is a transcript of the gene ELL3, whose product is annotated as elongation factor for RNA polymerase II 3. The coding region runs from base 116 to 1609 and encodes 497 amino acids. NCBI's taxonomy places the organism in Eukaryota, Metazoa, Chordata, Mammalia, Chiroptera, Vespertilionidae. Gene Ontology annotation, cellular component: transcription elongation factor complex. The transcript is spliced from 10 exons. The record is from RefSeq and is a predicted model, not a curated record. Gene Ontology annotation, molecular function: cis-regulatory region sequence-specific DNA binding. Gene Ontology annotation, biological process: positive regulation of transcription elongation by RNA polymerase II; snRNA transcription by RNA polymerase II; transcription elongation by RNA polymerase II.